Pecten maximus is the source of this 2724-nucleotide messenger RNA. RefSeq lists its product as uncharacterized. NCBI's taxonomy places the organism in Eukaryota, Metazoa, Mollusca, Bivalvia, Pectinida, Pectinidae. The coding region runs from base 1120 to 1545 and encodes 141 amino acids. The transcript is spliced from 3 exons. The record is from RefSeq and is a predicted model, not a curated record.
ACCGAUUAGGUGAUAUUAUAUAUGCACAAACUAUUUUCUAGUAACAGAAUAGAUUGUACUUACACAAUUAUCCACCAACCCCUCCACCAUGUCACAAUCCACCUGGGGGUAGAUCUUGAUGUGGGGGAAGUAAUGUAUGCAUUCCCCCAGGAGACGGUCGCCAGCUUGCCAAUGGGUGAUGAUGAUGUAUGGUUGAUCCGGGGGCGCCGGACCACAACACAACGUGAACGUCGUGUUGACCCCCCGGGCCAACCAUUCCUCAUUCAUAGUGCAAUAAAAAACGUCAAGAGUCGUGUCAUCUCUGUUCACAUUGCAUGCAUAGAGAAGAGGGGUGUUGAUACACCCCUCUACCCCGAGUACGAGCGAUAAUAGCAAGAGCAGUACUGCAGCCAUCUUUGCUCAUCACUGGACUAGUUACCCGAUUCAGUUUCACGCUUUGCACGUGCAGAAUUACCGCCAAAUUCUGUUUUCCGGAAUACGGUGACAGCUUUAACCUAAUCAGAAUUUUUCAAUUCACUAUUUAAUAUAAAAAGUCGUCAAUUAAAAAGUAUCGAUUGAAAAAAAAAAAAAAGCCUUACAACAUUUUUACAACAAUUUUACUGACUAAAUGGUGAAAACGAUCUAUAAAUUUAUUAAGUUUUUUUUUUCUUCUGAAAAUCGAAAUCUAUCCAUUGAUACAGAAGUUUGAAAACCCGUGCAAAUUUUCAUCAAAUCCAGCAACAGGUUUUAUGUAUUAAUUUUGUAUGCUUCAUUAAAGUGUUAUCAUGUAUGUACUGCAUUAGAGUAAAAGGUACCGAUAAAUUGUAAUAACUUUUACCCAAUCCUUAAUAUUUAGAACAAUAAAUAUGUUUAAAUGAGAAAAAUAAAAUUGUUGUACACGAAAUUGUAUACGUAACAGAAUCAUAUGAGCUGAAUGCUGACACAGUGUAAAAUUAAAUGUGUUACACAAGUGUCGUGUGGAGAAAAAAAAACCGGUUUGUCAAGAAAACACCAUUUAAAAUUUUAAACAUUCACCAUUCUAGGUUUUCAUUGGUCGUUUCGAUUCUACCCAGUUUCACACCCAUAUCGGUGAUAUAAAAAAGCGCGCAAACCCCACUAACCGUCACUUCUGGCGCAAAAAUGGAACAAAAUAUCUACGGAAAAUUUGAACUUACGAGUCAUACAAAGAAAGAUGGUUCGACUGAAACAUCCUUGUCAAGCAGAUUAAAUAGUCAAACUAGUAUAUCCGUAAAUCUCUUCAACGGAGUGGUUUAUGUGCAUAUUAAGAAGGAGAAGAAGUACUACCUACCCCUAACACUUGAUGAAUAUCAAGAUUUGACGGACCUUAGGGGGAACCUGGAGGAUAACCUCUAUUUGAUUAAUCAGGGUCAAAAUCAAGAGGAGAGCAAGCCGAAGCCUGAACAGGGCAGUAGUGAUGUAAGACACGUACUUGUAGCUGAAAGGAGAAUGCAUCCAUAUACUCGCAAGAGCCAGUCAGGAGCAGGAGCGGGAAAUAACAGUUAUGCAGAUGAAUUUGACCAAUAUCUGCAGUCAUCGUUUCAAUAAGCGAGUUAUCUCUCUUAUAGCAUUUCUAUUAUACAAUAAUAUCGACGUCUCUCAAUAAUGUAUCGUAAACGUCUCACUAAGUCGCUCGUAGAUUUAAACGGGGAUGUAUUAUUAAGAGAUACAUCGUACUGUGCUACUAAUCUAUGUUUCAUCAGUAUCUUAUUCGGUUGUCACGAGGUCGACAUCUGUCGAUCUGUCAUCUAUCGUUAUCUUGUAAAAGCCAUAAUGAGGCGCUAUCCAGAAUUCAGAAACGAAACUCGUUUCUUUGUCGACAGUGUAGUAGAGUUGAAAUAUGGAAGAGUUCGUUCCCAAAUGAAAAGGCUAACCAGACAUCGAUAUUAUUGUAAAGUAGAAGUCGUGUUUAGCACGUAUAAUGAAGAGACGGUGUUUGAUUGUAUCUCAGACAAACGACUGUGUUCGGUGAAAUGUCUGUAAUGCUGAUGUCUUCUUUCUUGAUGCGGUCGACGUGUGCUUGAGCCAUGGAAAUGAAGUCCGUUGAGUCCGCUCUCCUUUAUAUAUCACACGUAAUUAUAACAUGUGCUAGUCUGCUCUUAUAAAAAACUAACAUGUUAACAUGCUAAAAUAAAAUGUGUUAGCCUGUACAUCACCUUGUACUAACACGUACCACCGUGUCAUCUUUAUGUUGAUGACCACCGAGGUGUGUAAUUAUUGAUAUUAUCUCGGCACGACAGUGUCGGGAGGUGAUUGUACGUUCUGUUAGAUCAACGAUCGUGUACUGACACGUACCACCGUGUCAAGACUUCAUCUUUAUGUUGAUAAAAAAAAACUAACAUGUUAACAUGCUAGCUGCUCUUACAUGCUAAACUAACCUGUUACAUGCUAUCAACAACUAACAUGUUAGCAUGCAUGUUUGAACACGCCUAAAAUACUACUACUUCUGGCUACAAUUAAACAAAAGCAUAAUGAAAAUGUUGAAGUAUAUGCGGAGCGCCUCACUGACAUCGCGCGCGAUUCAUUUGGUAAUGACCUAAAAAAUGAAUUAAUACAAAGACAACUGGUCGGAUACUUUAUAAAGGGAUUGGGUAAUUCAGCUAUAAGAAUGAAACUGAUGCGCGAUAGUCCAAAAACGUUGAAAAUAGCACUGGAAAUAGCCAGAAGAGAACAAAACCUUAGGCAUAGGUUCGCUUUACAUUCUUUAUCACCACGACAUUCUGAUAG